UUCAGUUGCUCAGUGUGUGCUCAAAGAUUUGUGUUUGAUUCACAUCUGAAGAGACACAUGGCAGUUCAUACAGGAGAAAAACCAUUUGCUUGCACAGUGUGUGGUAAAAGUUUUAUCGAAAAUGGAAAACUGAAGGUACACAAGAGAACUCAUACAGUGUGUGGAAAAGCUUUCAGUGAAAGCGGAAAACUGAAGUUGCACAGGAGAACUCAUACAGGAGAAAAACCAUUCAGUUGUGCAGUGUGUGGUAAAGAUUUCAGUGAGUGUGGGAAUCUAAGGAGACACAUGAGAACUCAUACAGGAGAGAAACCAUUCAGCUGCUUAGUUUGUCGCAAAUCUUUUACACACAGUGAUGGGUUUUACACACACAUGAAAACUCACAAAAGAGACAACAGCUUCAGCUGCAGUGUUUGUGACCAAAGAUUCACUUUGUAUGAACGUCUCAGAGACCAUCAGUGUGUCGGUGGUCAGUCCUCACAGCUUCAUCAGACUCAAACUGAGGAGAACAGAGAGGCAGAGCCUCCAGCCAGCAGCUCAACUCAACACAUGGAAACAGAAGCUGAUGGAGAGGACUGUGGAGGACCAGAACCAGCCAGGAACUCACACCCAGAUACUGAAGAAAAGACCAAAGUCUCUUCUGAACUUGUCUGA
This is a messenger RNA of Plectropomus leopardus (leopard coralgrouper), 651 nucleotides long. Lineage: Eukaryota; Metazoa; Chordata; Actinopteri; Perciformes; Serranidae. The record is from RefSeq and is a predicted model, not a curated record.